Messenger RNA from Penicillium lagena, 2061 nucleotides. RefSeq names its product F-box/WD repeat-containing protein. Lineage: Eukaryota; Fungi; Ascomycota; Eurotiomycetes; Eurotiales; Aspergillaceae. The coding region runs from base 1 to 2061 and encodes 686 amino acids. Gene Ontology annotation, molecular function: protein binding. The record is from RefSeq and is a predicted model, not a curated record. The transcript has 2 exons.
AUGUCGCCACGAGAUAACACCGCCGGCCUCCCCACACGGCGACGCCCCUCGUUAACGCUUCGGCCGCGCGCCCGGACAACCGCGCACGUCACAUUCCCGUCCAAAGAUUUGAAUUUCGACUCGUGGCGGGAUCCCUCCCUGGUGGAGAUUUGCCAUGAACCGGUGGUGGUGGAAGAAGUGGAUGAUUUCCCGGAGGCUGUGCCUCGGCGUCGCGGCACCAAGAGUUUCUCGAGCUUGCGGCACCCCAUGGAUGGCCUGGUGGCGCUUGGCCGUCGGCUGUCCGUGUCCAUUCGCAGCAAAUCCUCGAAGCAGAGGUUGUACGCCCCGGAUCAGGACGAGGAUAAUGAGUGCCACCACUGCCAUCAUUCGAGUCACAAGCGCCACAUUUCCAACAGCUGGGAUUCGAAGGCGUGGGAUGCGUGGUGCAAGGGCCACAGCAUCAAUCGCCGCCCCUCGCUCAACAGCGUGUCGGCCCUUCAAAGCUUCUAUGCUCCCACUGCUUCUGUGAAAGGACCCAUCCCUGGCCAUGGAUUGGAGCCCCCGGUUUUCCCACAUGACAUCUAUUCAGGGGCGGCGGCACGCGCUGCCGCGGCCGCGCAGAAUCAAAUGGCUAAGGCGGAGCGGGAAGCGGCGAAGACAGUCGAUAUCUAUCUGACACGGGACUCGGAGAGCGGCAUCGGAAUCGACCUCCGUGACCGCUCAGAGCUCUCGGAUACCGAAUUGGCUCUCCUGCGUCUUGACCCCGUGGCAUAUCUGCCGUCUGAGAUUACAGCACACGUGCUUUCCUACUUGGACCCUCAGUCACUCAUGAAUUCUGAGCUUGUGUCGAGCUCGUGGAACCAACAGGCAUCCUCCCGCCACGUCUGGAGGCAGGUCUUUCGGGGCGCCUACCCCCGUCGCCCUGCGAGCUCUACCGCUUCCAAGAAGAAACGGUCCGUUGGAUUGGGCAAGUCUCUUCCCAACCAAAAUUGGAAAAAGAUGUUCCUGGUGCGGCGGGCUUUGGAACACCGCUGGAAGGAGGGCAAGGCUGCUGCGAUCUAUCUUGAUGGCCACACGGAUAGUGUCUACUGCGCCCAAUUUGACGAAAAUAAAAUCAUCACUGGCUCUCGCGACCGCACCAUUCGCGUAUGGGAUGCCCACUAUCCGUGGCCGUGUUUGAAGAUCAUCGGUCCGCCUCCGGGUGAUUUGCCUGUAACUGGACCGGUGAACAACCCUGCACAGCAGGCAUCGGGAAAGUCUCCCUUUCUGACCAUCUGCCCGCCGGCAACUCCGCCGGCGAGUAUCGUCACACCUAUGGAUCAGUCGUCAAACUACCACAGUGCAUCAAUUCUGUGCCUACAGUUCGACGAGGAGAUCAUGGUCACCGGGUCAUCAGACCACACUUGCAUUGUGUGGGACAUCAAGGAUGACUAUCGUCCCAUCCGCCGCCUCACCGGUCAUCGAGCCGGAGUAUUGGAUGUCUGCUUUGACGAUCGUUACAUUGUCUCCUGCUCCAAAGACAGCAGCAUCUGCGUAUGGGACCGCAACACGGGCACUCUCCUCCAACAACUUGUGGGCCACGUCGGCCCCGUGAACGCAGUGCAACUCCGGGGCGACCUUAUUGUGUCGGCCAGCGGCGACGGCGUGUCCAAGCUGUGGAACAUCACUUCGGGCCACUGCGUCAAGGAGUUCUCCACCAAGGGAAGUCAUGGUCUGGCGUGCGUCGAGUUCAGCGAGGAUGCCCGGACCAUCUUGACCGGCGGCAAUGGCAAGCGCAUCUACCAGUUCGACGCCAACACCGGCGAACUGGUAAACGAGCUCAAGGGCCACUCAGACUUGAUCCGGUCUCUGCAUCUGGACAGCAUGAACAAGCGUAUUGUCAGCGGCAGCUACGAUAUGAGUGUUAAGGUGUUUGAUACCGAGACCGGCGCGCUGUCCAUCGACCUGCCGGGGUGGACUACCAGCUGGAUGCUGAGCGUCCAGUCUGAUUACCGCCGCAUCGUCGCCACGAGUCAGGAUUCUCGGGCGGUCAUCAUGGACUUUGGCUACGGCCUGGAUGGGAUUGAUUUGUUGGAGGAGUGA